UCUCGGCCGUUGCUCGCUUGUAGUGGCGGUAUGAAAAAUGGCCAUCGUCAGAUUCGGUGAACUAUCGGACCCUUUUCACUUAAACGGUCCGUCUCAUUAACAAAGCGCGACAGCGAGCAAUGCGAGUCGGAGCGGCGACCGGCCCAAACCGGAGCUAGCCGGCGGUAGUUAGCAUGUUCCCCGGCCGCUGGAGCGGCUCUGUGUCCGGCUGAAGCAGAUGGGAGCCGCGGUGAAAUCAAGCAAAAGGCGGAAGACUGCGUAUCAACAGAGACGGCUACAGCUAACUGUUCGCUCCGACAUGCAGGAAAACGGAAACCGACAGUGCAGGGUUUAAAGACAGCGAAGGGAACAUUUCGACUGGUGACCUCCUCCUUUAUGGAGCCACGACAGGACGGCUUGAACUGAGUCGGCUCCAACACUCGGCUGAACGCGGCGCUCACCCAAACUCAGGAUGGCGAGCAGGAGGAAGUCCACCAUCCCCUGCAUGGUUCCUCCCCGAGAAACUGUGGACUCGGACCAGGAGAUGGAGGAUGUAACAGGCGCGGCGGAUCCAGAGGACAGCAACGGCGCGGCAACCGUCUCCUCGGAGGCUUCCGGCCUGCUGGAGGAGCGAGGAGAGGAGGCCGACGGCAGGCGUGACGUCGCGGCGUCGGACCCCUACCUGGACUCGAAUGCAGCGGAGGGAGGCUACGAGUGCAAAUACUGCAGCUUCCAGACGUCGGAGCUCAACCUGUUCACCAUGCACGUGGACACGGAGCAUCCCGACGUCGUCCUCAACACCUCCUAUGUCUGCAUGGAGUGUGACUACCACACCAAGAGCUACGACACGCUGCUGGCCCACAACGCUCGGCUGCACCCGGGCGAGGACAACUUCACGCGGACGAUGGUGAAGCGCAACAACGAGACCAUCUUCCAGCAGACGGUGAACGACCUGACCUUCGACGGCAGCUUCGUCAAAGUGGAGGAGGACGAGGCGGAGGAGACGGCGCGCAGAGGCAUCGCCUUCAGCAAGACGCCCAUCAUGAGGAACAAGAGCCGAGCUGAGCCCAAGAAGUUCACCGCCGCGCACAAGAUGGCCGUCGACGAUGUCAUCAAAGUGGAAAGCGACGACGAGGAUGACGACAAGGAGCCGCCUGCGCUGUCGCCUGCGCCGAUGGCCCCCGCUGCCGUCGCCCCUCGCCUCAUCCCCGUCACCGCGCCGCUGCAGGUCCAGGCCGUGCCGCAGAGCAUCGUGGUGAACAGCUCCAAUGUGCUGCAGAUUAAAGGCGGGGCCUCCCCCGCUGGUGGCGGCGUGCUGCCUCCGGGGACGCUGGCGCAGGUUCUGUCAGCCCUGCAGAGCCAGCAGAACAGCACGCAGACGCAGCUCCUCAUCCCCAUCAGCAGCAUCCCCACCUACAACGCAGCCAUGGACAACAACGUCCUGCUGGUCAGCGCCUACAACAGGUAAGCACACCUGAGGGGCGCCGCACACACCAAGUUCAGCGAGGAGCAGAUCAAAGUCUGGUUUUCUGCUCAGAGGCUCAAACACGGAGUCAGCUGGACGCCGGAGGAGGUGGAGGAGGCGCGGAGGAAGAAGUUUAACGGCACAGUGCAGACCAUCCCUCAGACCAUCACCGUCAUCCCCGCUAACAUCGCCGCCACCACGAACGGCCUGCAGAACAUCUUCCAGACGUGUCAGAUCGUCGGUCAGCCGGGCCUCGUCCUCACUCAGGUGGCCGGGAACAGCGGCGCGGUCCCCGUCGCCUCUCCCAUCACGCUGACGGUCGCGGGCGUCCCCGGCAGCCAGCCCAAAGCCGCCGAGCCGUCCACGUCCGAAUCGAACGCCGAGAUGUCGUCUUCGUCGGCCGGCGUGUCGCUCGGUCUGGACUCGACCACAAGCAAGCCGAAGAAGUCCAAAGAGCAGCUGGCAGAGCUGAAGGCGAGCUACAGCCGGCGGCAGUUCGCCACCGAGGCGGAGAUCUCGCGCCUCAUGCAGGUCACCAAACUCUCCAAGCGAGCGAUAAAGAAGUGGUUCAGCGACACGCGCUACAACCAGAGGAACUCCAAGGACCACCACAGCCUGCUGCUGACGCAGGCCACGCCUGGCAGAGCCGCGGCCGGCGGCGGCCGAGGAGGAAGGAGCAGCGGCGGUAGCAUCAGCAUCAACGAUAGCAACAACAGCGACAACACCUCCACCAUCGUCAUCGACUCCAGCGACGACGCCAGCGACUCCUCACCAACCUCGGCCGGCGCUCCGGGCUCAGCCGGGUCCUCCAGCGACCUCCGCAUUAAAUUCCGCCACGCCUUCCCCGACUUCACGCCGCAGAAGUUCAAGGAAAAGACUCCGGAGCAGCUGCUCGUGCUGGAGGCCAGCUUCCAGAAGUCGGACACGCCCUCAGACGAGGAGCUGAGCCGUCUGCGGGCGGAGACGAAGCUGACGAGGCGCGAGGUAGACGCCUGGUUCACGGAGAGGAGGAAAAUGCCGUCGGCAGGUCAGUCGAAGGACAGCGACGCAGAGGGAGACGACGAGAAGGCGAAACCGGCCGCCGCGCCUUCGCCCUCGGCUCAGGAACGACAGGGCACGCCGCCCUUCAGCAGGAAGUUGGUGAAGAAGACGCCGGAGCAGCUACACAUCCUGAAGAAGGCCUUCGUCCACUCGCAGUGGCCGACGUCCGAGGAGUACGACCAGAUGGCGAAGGAGAGCGGGCUGCCGAGGACGUACAUCGUGAACUGGUUCGGAGACACGCGCUACGCCUGCAAGAACAGCAACCUGAAGUGGUACUACCUCUACCAGAGCGGGAAGGUGGACGAGGCGUUGAACGGCGGCGCUAAGAGCCAGAAGAAGUCAAGGAAGCGUUUCCGUGGUUGGUCCAGGAGGACGCGCCGGCCGUAUCCCUGCAAGCGCUCUCCACAGGGCGGCGACGGUGCCAUCAAGGUGAAGUCCGGUAAGGCUUUUCUGAAGGAGUACUACCUCAAGCACCGAGCCCUGAGCGAGAAGGACCUGGACGAGCUGGUGGCAAAGUCCAGCAUGAGCUACGAGCAGGUCAGAGACUGGUUCUCCGAGACCGCCAGGAGGGCGGAGGAGGGCGCGGAGCUCUUCAGCGACGAGGAGGCGGAGGGGGAGGAAGAGGACGAGGAAGAGGAGGAGGAGGCGACGGCGGCAGAGCACGCAGACAGCGAGGGAGAGAUGGAGGUGAAAGAACAAGGAGAGGAGGCAUCGGACGACGACUGCGUGGAGGAAGACGAGAAGGACGCAGAAGAGGAGGAGGAGGAUGAAGAGAUCCGGGAGGGAUCUGAAGGUUUCAGCCAAUCACAGCCUCAGGCAGAAGAGCAGACGUGAGCAGACAGGUUUAUCGUUGCUCCCCCCGCGCAGAGAUGACAGAGGAUGUGGUGUUUCUCAGUUGGUGGUUCGGGACCCAAAGAUGGCCGCGGUAAGGUCAGAUGGACAUUCGCUUGUCGAGCGAUGAGUUGGAGCCUCGGAGGCUUUGGGUCGCGGUGCAGCUGAGAAUCGCCGCGAUGGAGGACGGAGCGUGUGGAUUUAGUCUGCCGGGGACCGAACGGCGCUGCGAUUCAACUCUGCUCCUGUACAAACAACAAGCUUUUACUCUGACAGCGACUUUUAAUCACAUUUUCAUACAGAACUAAAAAGAAAUCAGCGUUUGUAUAAAGACAGAAGUCCAGGACAUUUCUCAGAGGUCAGACCUCGCAUGGUUUUCUCUUUAUUAAAAGGACUUUUUUCAGAAUAACAGAGGAACCGCCGGACGUUUUUUCCGGAGGGAUCGUCCUCCGGCCCGGAAACACUCGGCUCCUCUGAAGACGAGGUUUUUAAAACCGCUCCGAUAAGUCGGAUCAGUGCCAUUCUGUUUCUACGAUUGUUUAAAUAAAGACAAACGCAACGCUGGAAAGAGA
Molecule: messenger RNA, 3888 nt
Organism: Neolamprologus brichardi
Lineage: Eukaryota; Metazoa; Chordata; Actinopteri; Cichliformes; Cichlidae
Source: RefSeq, a predicted model, not a curated record